Messenger RNA from Lathyrus sativus (Indian pea), 786 nucleotides. Lineage: Eukaryota; Viridiplantae; Streptophyta; Magnoliopsida; Fabales; Fabaceae. The record is from the annotation of a GenBank genome assembly.
AUGGCAGAACAUUUUGUGAAUCAGGGAAAAGAAUAUGCAGAUGCAAGACCAAGUUAUCCACCACAGCUCUUUCAAUUCAUAGCUUCUAAGACUCUCUCUCACAAUCUUGCUUGGGAUGUCGCCACCGGAACCGGCCAAGCUGCUAAAUCUUUAACUACUUUGUACAAGAAUGUGAUUGCUACAGAUGCUAGUGAGAAACAGCUUCAAUUUGCAACCAAACAUCCUAACAUAAGAUACCAACACACCCCAUCAACCAUGUCCAUGACUCAGCUUGAACAAAUGGUGUCAUCCCAAGGAACCAUAGACCUUGUCACCAUUGCUCAAGCCCUUCACUGGCUUGACCUCUCAUCUUUCUACAAACAAGUCAACUGGGUUCUCAAGAAACCUCACGGUGUCAUUGCUAGUUGGUGUUACACUUCACCAAGAGUUAAUGAUGCAGUUGAUGCUAUGCACAAUAAGUUAUAUUCUCUUGAUGCAAAGCCUUAUUGGGAUCCAAGACGGGAGUUACUUGAGGAUAAUUAUAGAAGCAUUGAGUUUCCAUUUGAUCCUGUGGAAGGAGUUGAUCAUACGGGACCGUUUGAGUUUGAGGGUGAGACUGUGAUGGAUGUUGAUGAUUUCUUGAAUUAUAUAAGAUCAAGAUCAGCUUAUCAGUCAUCGAAGAAGAAAGGGGUUGAGCUUCUUAAGGAUGAUGUUGUUGAAAGAUUCAAACAUGCUUGGGGUGAUGAUGGACAAAAGAUUGCUAAGUUUCAAGUAUAUUUGAGAAUUGGAAAAGUAAGGGAUGCUUGA